This is a messenger RNA of Rangifer tarandus platyrhynchus (Svalbard reindeer), 462 nucleotides long. The record is from the annotation of a GenBank genome assembly. Lineage: Eukaryota; Metazoa; Chordata; Mammalia; Artiodactyla; Cervidae.
AUGCUUCGUGAGCUGCUCCUGGGACCCUGCCUGGGAGGAAGGUCUUUGUGCAGCCCCAAGGUCCGGGUGGAGUUGCUGCCGCUGUCGGUGACAGUUGUGGGGCCAGUCGUGCCUCUGUGUGUCCUGAUUGCCCUCAGAUACAUGCAUAUUCCUGGUCCUUGGCACAGCCAGGUGUCCGAGGAAAUCCCACGCAGGGGGACGGAAAAGAUACUCCAAUCCCACGCUGCCCCGGGACACAGCCUGGAGCCCAGCACACACGCCUCUGGUCCACCAACAUGGGUCAAGCUUCGAGAGAUGUUGGCGGAGCUCCCCCCGUGGGUGGGCACCACGCCGCGGGGCAGCCAGGACCACUGUCGGUCCCUGGGGGCGCAGAGCCUUGCUGCUCUGGAUGAGGCGGGCUCUGAUGUGCGUCGCUGGGGGUCAGGGGCGAAGAAGGGCCUCCUGCAGGGGCUGGCGUGGUAG